Parascedosporium putredinis is the source of this 462-nucleotide messenger RNA. The record is from the annotation of a GenBank genome assembly. NCBI's taxonomy places the organism in Eukaryota, Fungi, Ascomycota, Sordariomycetes, Microascales, Microascaceae.
AUGCUUAUCCAUGAUGGCAAGCCGCCCUCCGCAUCCGAGACGAGGACGAUAACGGCCAGCAUGAGCCUCUGCCGCCACCAACCCCCGCCAGCGAUUGCCCGCACGGCCGUAACAGCACUCGGCAUGGCCCGGGCCGGCCUCGGCGCCGUCGUCACCCUAUUCCCCGGCUGGACGGCAGGUCUCAUCGGCAUCUCUCUCGAUCCCGCGGGCGCCGUGUUCGCCCGGGCCUUUGGCGUUCGCGACCUCAUCCUCGGCGAGCUCCUCCUCACCGCCGGCGGCAACCACGCCCCGGACGGCGGACGGCGGGAGGUGAGGAGGAUGCUCUGGGCGGGUCUCGCGGCGGACGCGGCGGACCUUGUCAUCGUCUCCUUCGCGUGGGGGCUGGAGACCUUGGCGGGUUCGCGACCGGGAGCCUCGCCGGGCUCAUUGCGGUUUCCAUGUUGCUCGGGGCGGAAGGACUGA